CACAGAGAAAAACAAGAGAACCAAUACAAAGAAACGAGAUAAAAAAAAAAACAAAAAAAAAACUCCCUACAAAACCAACUCAUUAAAAUAUCCAAUUCAAUAUCCGAAAACAGAGGAAACAUGUCUCUGUUUGCACCCCUGUUGUUGAACCAGAGCGACCCCUUCGACCAUUUCCGAGCCUUACUCGGUGGAAAUUCAGAAUCAUUGGAUCUCGGAGCAUACACCCAAAUGGAUUGGAAGGAAACCCUUGACGCCCAUGUGUUCGAAAUCGAUCUUCCCGGGUUCGCCAAAGAGGAUGUGAAGCUUGGAGUGAAAGAAAACAGAGUGCUCUGCAUCAAAGCAGAGAAAAAAGCAGAACAAGAAGAACAAGAAGAGAAGACAAAGCUGAAAUGGCAUUGCAGGGAGAGAAGGAGCAGUGGCGUGGUCUCUAGGGAGUUUAGGUUGCCUGAGAAUUCCAAGGUUGAUGGUGUCAGAGCUUCAAUGUGUGAUGGGGUGUUGACAGUAACAGUGCCUAAGGAUGAGAGUGAGACCCUGAAGAAGCACAAGAAGGAGGUGCAGAUUUUUGAAGAGGAUGGUGAAGGGGUUGCUCCAAAAGGAAUUGGUCGUUUUGUUUGCUGCAAAUCUUAGAAGUUUCAAUUUCAACAUUUAUCGUCCAAGAAAGUAUGUUGUUUGGUGAAGGUGUUGUGUUUCAGUUUGCAAUGUUGUUCUGGGCUUUCUCUUUGUAGCCUUUGUAAGAAAUUUAUAUGGUUUGAGAUUUUGUUUUCUUUUACAUUUUUCUUUGUAAAUUGAAUUUGUACAAUGUUGUUGUCUAGUUCUUUGUAAUUGGCCUGUGCUUCUUGAGUGGUUGAUUGAACAUUUAUGUCAAUAAAAAUGCAAUCGGUUCCUAUG
Messenger RNA from Glycine soja, 888 nucleotides. Its product is annotated as 16.9 kDa class I heat shock protein 1-like. The coding region runs from base 121 to 627 and encodes 168 amino acids. The transcript has a single exon. Gene Ontology annotation, biological process: protein complex oligomerization; response to salt stress; response to hydrogen peroxide. The record is from RefSeq and is a predicted model, not a curated record. Lineage: Eukaryota; Viridiplantae; Streptophyta; Magnoliopsida; Fabales; Fabaceae.